Messenger RNA from Rosa chinensis, 2604 nucleotides. RefSeq names its product beta-galactosidase 15-like. Gene Ontology annotation, biological process: carbohydrate metabolic process. Gene Ontology annotation, molecular function: beta-galactosidase activity; carbohydrate binding. The record is from RefSeq and is a predicted model, not a curated record. Gene Ontology annotation, cellular component: cell wall; vacuole. Lineage: Eukaryota; Viridiplantae; Streptophyta; Magnoliopsida; Rosales; Rosaceae.
CUACCUUCUAAACCAUGGCACUCCCCAAGAGUUUUGCGUUUUCUCUUUGUUUCUGUCUUUCUGUGAUCCUCUGCAGCCUCGUUGCUAAUGCUACUGACGUUUCUUAUGAUGGCAGAGCCAUCACCAUUGAUGGCAAACGAAGGAUUUUGAAUUCUGGUUCCAUACAUUAUCCUCGAAGUACACCACAAAUGUGGCCAGACUUGAUUAGGAAGUCAAAGGAAGGUGGACUCGAUGCAAUUGAGACUUAUGUCUUCUGGAAUGCGCAUGAACCAGUUCGUCGUGAAUACGAUUUUACUGGUAAUCUUGACCUGGUUAGGUUUAUCAAAACGAUUCAAGAUGAAGGACUUUAUGCUGUUCUUCGGAUUGGUCCAUAUGUUUGUGCUGAAUGGAAUUAUGGAGGACUUCCUGUUUGGCUCCAUAACCUGCCAAACUGUCAUAUUCGAACAGCAAACGAUGUUUUCAUGAAUGAGAUGAAGAAUUUCACUACAUUGAUCGUGGAUAUGAUGAAAAAGAAACUAUUUGCAUCUCAAGGAGGCCCUAUCAUUAUUGCUCAGAUUGAAAAUGAAUAUGGCAAUGUGGAAUCAUACUAUGGAGAUGCUGGAAAAGCAUACAUUAACUGGUCUGCAAACUUUGCUGAAUCACUAAACAUCGGAGUUCCAUGGAUUAUGUGUCAACAAAAUGAUGCUCCCGCAUCAAUGAUAAACACAUGUAAUGGCUGGUAUUGUGACACAUUCAAGCCAAGUAACCCCAACACUCCUAAGAUGUGGACUGAAAAUUGGACUGGCUGGUUCAAGAGCUGGGGUGGUUUAGACCCACUCAGGACUGCUGAGGACGUUGCAUUUGCAGUAGCAAGGUUUUUCCAAUAUGGAGGCACAUUUCAAAACUAUUACAUGUAUCAUGGUGGAACAAACUUUGGUAGAACAGCAGCUUCAUACAUUACCACCUCGUAUGAUUAUGAUGCCCCUCUUGAUGAGUAUGGCCAUCUGAGUCAACCAAAAUGGGGGCAUUUGAAAGAACUUCAUGAGGUUUUGAAAUCCAUGGAAUAUACUCUCACCUAUGGCAAUAUUACCACCACAGAAUUGGGUAACUCUGUCUCAACCACUGUGUUUGCGACAAAUGAGUCAAGUAGCUGCAUUUUUGGCAAUGCAAAUAGCAGUUCAGAUGCUACAAUCACUUUCCAAGGAAACACAUACACCAUUCCUGCUUGGUCUGUUAGUAUUCUUCCUGAUUGCAAAAAAGAAGCAUACAACACUGCUAAGGUAAACACCCAAACUACAGUGAAAGUAAAAAGUGUCAACAAGGCUGAGGAUGAACCUGAAUCCCUUCAUUGGUCAUGGAGGCCCGAGAAGACGGAUGACACCCAGCUUCUUGGAAAAGGUGAAGUUGUGGCAAGUCGUCUUAUGGAACAAAAAGAGGCUGCAAAUGAUGCUAGUGAUUAUCUUUGGUACAUGACAAGUGUUCAACUCAGUAAGGAUGAUCCAAUUUUGAGUGGGAACAUGACAUUGAGGAUAAAUGAAACUGGUUACAUUCUUCAUGCUUAUGUUAAUGGAGAACAUGUUGGUUCUCAAUGGGCUGCUUAUAACGUCUUCAACUACGUUUUCGAGAAACCUAUCAAGUUGGUUCCCGGAGUGAACACAAUUUCAUUGCUCAGUGCUACUGUUGGAUUUCCCAAUUAUGGAGGUGGAUUUGAGGACAUCAAAACUGGAGUAGCUGGUCCUGUUCAAUUGGUUGGACAAAGUGGAGAUGAAACUGUGAUCAAGGAUUUGUCACAACACAAAUGGUCAUACAAGGUUGGACUCCAUGGCUUGAAAGACGAGCUCUUUAGCUCUGCUUCUCGUUUUGCAAAUAAAUGGUCAGUUGAAGGUUUACCAGUAAACAGAACGAUGACAUGGUAUAAGACAACUUUCAAAGCUCCCCUAGGAACUGAACCAGUCGUCGUGGACUUACACGGGUUGGGUAAGGGACAUGCUUGGGUGAACGGGCAUAGCAUUGGGCGAUAUUGGCCAAGCUACUUGGCUCCAGAGGAUGGUUGUAGUGUUGAAGCUUGUGACUACCGUGGUGCAUACGACAAUAACAAGUGUGUCUUCAACUGUGGCAAACCUACUCAAAGAUGGUAUCAUGUUCCGCGAUCCUUUUUGCAAGAUGAUGAGAACACAUUGGUCUUGUUUGAGGAAUUUGGUGGCAACCCAUCUUAUGUGAAUUUCCAGACAAUCAGAGUUGGAACUAUUUGUGCAAAUGCAUAUGAGAAUCAUACAUUGGAAUUGGCAUGCCAAGGUCGCCCCAUUUCAGCAAUCAAAUUUGCUAGCUUUGGAAAACCUGAAGGGACUUGUGGAUCAUUUAAGAAUGGCACCUGUGAUGGCACAACUGCUUUGUCCAUCCUUCAAAAGGAAUGUGUUGGAAAAGAGUCGUGCUCAAUUGAUGUAUCAGAAAAGAAGUUCGGUUCCACAAAUUGUGGCGAUAUUGUGAAGAGGCUGGCCGUGGAAGCAGUUUGUUAGAGUUUUCUUUCUUUUUCAAGAGUAGCGAAAUUAGGUUCUUUUGUUAGUGCUUUUAACAUGAGAUUUUUUUGGUACUAGUAAGGUUACUUAAGUUACAGUAUAUCUACGA